AUGCCAACCUUACCUGAAGACAAGGGACAAUCAAAAGAGGCACAACACAACAGUUCUCCACCAGCCAAAGACACUACUGUUGGAGGGACAACAUGCAGCACACCUUCUAUUGUUCUUCCAGAGAAUGCUGUUACAGCAGAUGUGGAAAUUGAUAAAAAUCUGGUUAGCAGGCCUCGCAGUCCUCAUAGAAGACAUUCUAACCGUGCCACUAGGAGUCCAACAAGGUCAUUGACUUCUGUUGACAAUAGUGGUCAUGUGAUUGAUCUGGUAAAUGAUCAGCUACCAGAUGUCAAAAUAUCAGAGGAAGACAAAAAGAAGAAUCUUGAAUUACUAGAAGAAGCAAAGAAAGUGAGCGAGAGAUUUCUAAUGCGCAGAGGAAGAAAGUCAAGAAGCAGCCUUCCAGAGUCACCCACAGCAGCUUCCCCUGCACUUAGCCCUAAAGUUUCGCCAGUAGCAUCUCGGAGCAACUCUCUAACUCUUCCAAUCCCAUCAGGUUCUGAGGCAUGCACAACUACUAACAUUGAGUCAGUAUCUCCAGGGCAGAGUAACAGAACUGUGAAAGAGGAUGAGAGGCAAACUGCAGAGAAUGCUGCAAAAGGAUUAAUUGAUCGAAGACAGAAUGAUCAAAGAAAGAUUUCUCAGGGAAGGUUGGUUCCUCGUUCUGCUGGUUUUGAAAACUCCAAAGAGAAGCUAUCAGAACAGAAAGAAAAUUUUGAUCCUCGUAAAUAUAGGGAUACGUUACCUAAAUGCUCCCCUUCAGGUGGUGAUGGAGGCAGAAUGUCUCUUAACACUUGCAUGAAUGCUUGUGAAAAUGAACUUGGAAAAUCAUUCCUCAAGAAAGUAAAGGAAAAUGAUGUUCCUUUAAGAGCCCAUCUACCAGGACCAGGCAUAGGAAGUAUAGACUCAAAGCAAAAAAUUCCUGUUCCAGAAAUGAGGGACCAUAAAGUUUCAUGUAAACCAGAAUUUAAACUGUGUGGAUUGAGACCUCCUCUGCUAAGGGCUGUAUCAUGGGAUAGCUUGGAGCCUGGACAGAAAGAUAAAACACCUUUAAAAUUAACAUCUGAGGAAGAUAAAAGCUUUGUUGUUGCUAAUAAAUCCAGCAAUCAGUUAAAAGCAUUCAAAGACCUUCAGAUCCAAGUUCAACCAGUUCGAAUGCAGAAAUUGACAAAGCUCAGAGAGGAGCAUAUUUUGAUGAGAAACCAAAAUUUAGUUGGACUUAAACUUCCUGAACUUAGUGAAGCAGCUGAACAGGAAAAAGGUCCUUCACCACUCCCUUCCCCCACUGAAGAGUCAAAGAAUAGCUCUGAUGUCACGCCCAGCAUUCCUGAUGUAUUGCUGCGAAAACUACGAGUGCACAAAUUGCUUCCAGGAAGCUCCCCUCCGCUUACUGAAAAAGAAGUUGAGAAUGUAUUUGUACAACUUUCCUUGGCCUUUAGAAAUGAUAGUUACACCUUGGAAUCUAGAAUUAAGCAAGCAGAGAGAGAGAGAAAUAUUACCGAAGAGAAUGCUGAGAAGGAACUGGAAAACUUUAAAGCAGCCAUUACGUCUUCGGCUCAUUUAUGGCAUCACUAUGAGCACAGAGAAGCUUACCAGAAGCUAUUGGAGGAUAUUGCUGUUCUGCGGCGUUUAGCUGCUAGACUCUCUAGUCGUGCUGAGAUGGUUGGAGCUGUUCGCCAGGAGAAGCGUAUGUCAAAGGCAACAGAAGUAAUGAUGCAGUAUGUGGAAAACCUGAAAAGAACGUAUGAAAAGGAUCAUGCUGAACUAAUGGAGUUCAAGAAACUUGCCAAUCAGAAUUCUAGUAGGAGCUAUGGUGCAUCUGAAGAUGGAGUACCUCGUGCAUCUAGAUCCAUGUCUCUUACUGUUGGAAAGAAUAUGCCUCGGAGGAGGGUCAGUGUUGCUGUUGUUCCCAAAUUUAAUUCCUUAAACAUUCCUGGUCAGUCCCCAACAGCUUCACCUAUACCUUCAAUGCCAUCCCUGUCUGAAUCACCUAGUAACGGAAGGAGCAAUCUAACAUCUACUCCUGUUCUGCCAGCACUUUUAGAAAAUGGAAAGACUAAUGGAGAACCUGACUGUGAAACCUCUACUUCUGUGCUAACACACAGUGGACUGGAAGAGAUAAAUCCUGAAACUAAAGCCAAGAUAGAAGAAGCAGCAUAUAACAAAGGCUAUCAGGAAGGCUUGAAGAAAACCAAAGAACUUCAGGAACUGAAGGAAGAAGAUGAAGGGACACCAAAGGAAAGUCAUGAUGAACAUGAAGAAAGUGAUAAUGAAGAUGAGAUAAAAAACCUGAAAAGCAGCAGACUUGAAGUCAUCAUUAAUUAUUUACAUAUACUGUACCCCAAACUGUGUAAACACUGGAAUGUGGUAUGGCUUGUGGUGGCUGCAAUAAUCAUUUUUGCUGUGGUGUUGGGAAUCUACCAUUUAUACAACUCCUGUGAUGAAAAAUCAGAAGGACCUGAAGGGAAGGCCAGCUGUUCUGCUGCCCAUCAAAAUUCCUGGUGGAACUCAGGAUUUCAACAUGAGCAACACACUGAAUAA
Molecule: messenger RNA, 2538 nt
Organism: Indicator indicator
Lineage: Eukaryota; Metazoa; Chordata; Aves; Piciformes; Indicatoridae
Gene: IRAG1
Product: inositol 1,4,5-triphosphate receptor associated 1
Exons: 20
Coding region: 1-2538 (845 amino acids)
Source: RefSeq, a predicted model, not a curated record